AUGCCGCCACUGUCGACAUCGUUAACUACUGUUGUUUCAAUCAUCGUCUUCACCACCGUAUGUUUGCCGUGUGCAGCCGCCGAUUCAGUCUAUGAAUCCUUUCUCCAAUGCCUAAAAAACCAUUCCACUCCAUCAGAUAAUAGUAUCUCUAACACAGUUUACUCUCACUCCAGUUCAUCCUAUGAACCUGUUUUACAACACUAUAUUCGUAACGCUCGUUUCAACACUACUUCCACACCUAAACCCAUCCUCAUCGUCACGCCUCUGACCGAAUCCCAUGUCUCCGCAGCCGUCAUAUGCUCCAAGAACAUCGGGUUUCAUCUCAGAAUCCGAAGCGGAGGCCAUGAUUUUGAGGGUAUCUCCUAUGUAUCCGACCAACCCUUUUUUGUCCUCGACAUGUUUAAUCUUCGUUCAAUAUCGAUCGACAUGAAGGAUCGGUCGGCUUGGAUUCAGGCCGGUGCGACCCUCGGGGAACUUUAUUAUAACAUAUGGGAGAACAGCAAAGUCCAUGGUUUUCCUGCGGGGGUUUGUCCUACCGUUGGUGUUGGUGGUCAUAUAAGUGGAGCUGGGUAUGGUAACAUGGUGAGAAAACAUGGUUUAUCGGUGGACCAUGUGGUGGAUGCUAAGAUAGUUGAUGUUGACGGUAAGAUUCUCGAUAGAAAAUCUAUGGGGGAGGAUCUUUUCUGGGCCAUCAGAGGCGGUGGCGGAGCUAGUUUCGGGGUGCUUUUAGCUUUCAAAAUCCAGCUCGUUGGUGUACCCGAAACCAUGACGGUUUUUAGAGUUGAAAGAACCUUGGAACAGAACGCAACUGACGUUGUUUAUAAGUGGCAAACCAUUGCUCCAACAACAGAUGAUGGUUUGUUCAUGAGGAUGCUUGUGCAGCCGGUUACAUUAAACAAGCAAAAGACCAUAAGAAUCUCGAUCUAUGCACUGUAUUUAGGGCCUGCUAAUGAUGUUGUUUCUUUGUUGGCCAAGGAUUUCCCUGAAUUGGGUCUUGGAAAACAGGAUUGCUUCGAGAUGAGUUGGAUCGAAUCGGCUCUAUGGUGGGCUAGUUUCGACAAGGGAGCUUCGCCUAAUGUGUUGCUAAAUAGAGAUUCUUACCAUGUCAAGUUCAUGAAGAGGAAGUCGGAUUAUGUCAAGACCCCGAUACCAAAACAAGGGCUGCAAUGGCUUUGGGAGAAGAUGAUUGAACUAGGAGAGCCAGGGUUGGUUUUCAAUCCAUAUGGAGGGAGAAUGAAUGAGAUCAACGCCACAGAAACACCGUUCCCGCAUCGAUCCGGGAAUCUGUUCAAGAUACAGUAUUCGAUAAACUGGAAAGAGGCAGGCAUGGAGGCUGACGAAAGGAACAAAGACUUGGUGAAGAAACUUCAUGGUUACAUGACUGGCUUUGUGUCAAGGAAUCCAAGGAGUGCUUAUUUGAACUAUAGGGAUCUUGAAAUUGGGAUUAGCAGGAAUUGGAGUUACAAAGAAGGUAAAGUUUAUGGGGAGAGUUAUUUCGAUGUGAAUUUUGAGAGAUUGGUGGACGUGAAGACAGUCGUAGAUCCCCAUAAUUUCUUUAGGAAUGAACAGAGCAUUCCCCCUCGUACAAGCAAUGAAGGAAGCAUCGCCCCUAGUACAAGCAAGGCAUGGAACAAAACAAAACCUUUUACUAUUAUGAUUAUAUUGUUUAUAGCCAUAGCUCACACUACCACAAAUUUAUUUAUUUUCUAUGUUUAA
Hibiscus syriacus is the source of this 1716-nucleotide messenger RNA. Its product is annotated as berberine bridge enzyme-like 21. The transcript has a single exon. NCBI's taxonomy places the organism in Eukaryota, Viridiplantae, Streptophyta, Magnoliopsida, Malvales, Malvaceae. The record is from RefSeq and is a predicted model, not a curated record. The coding region runs from base 1 to 1716 and encodes 571 amino acids. Gene Ontology annotation, molecular function: oxidoreductase activity; FAD binding.